GACAGACGCUCUUGUCAAGCCUGAGGGCGGCGGGGGAGCGUUGGUUCCGGGGGGACGUGGUUAACAGGAGCUUCUUCUCCGUCGUCUUUAUCGUGCUGAGCUCAAACUUGAGGGAGGAAGCUGCCAUUAUAAAACACACAGAGCGAUCCUGCGCUCUGCAGCUUUUCUUCCCAACUUCAUCUCCCCAAAAUCAGGCUCCGUCCACUGAGCAGAGGACACCUGAUGGUGGGAAACCGGUUUAUGCACUGUUUGUUUUGAUUUUUUUUUUUUUAAGUGAAGUAUUGUUGCAAAUGGCUUUUUCAGCAUCCUAGAUUACUUUUUAUUUCCUCCACGUUAUUUCAGCGUGCAACAUCCUGCAUCUGCUAUCGCCCUGGCAACCAGCCCUCCUCUCCAUCAUUCUCCAGCGCUUCAUCCCUCACCAUCAGCCUCCGAGAAGAAAGCAAAAGCUGCUGUUGACGCUCGAUUUCCAAGUGGAAGAAGAUUUUUUAAUUUAUUCAUUUAUUUAUUUUUUGCCUUCGAGGGGUGGCAUCACAUCACUUCUCUGUUACAUUUAUAUUUAUUUUAACAAAUAACGAGUAAGGUUCAUGUGUCGGAGAAGUGUUUUCUGUCAGCGCCAAAAUGCCUGUGAGACGCGGUCAUGUUGCGCUCCAGAACACCUACCUGGACACAAUCAUCAGGAAAUUCGACGAGCAAAAUCGCAAGUUUCUGAUCGCCAACGCCCAGAUGAAGAACUGUGGCAUCAUCUAUUGCAACGAAGGCUUCUGCCAGAUGUUUGGUUUUGCCAGGGCGGAGAUCAUGCAGCAGCCCUGUACCUGUCAGUUCUUGGUGGGGCCUGGUACCAUGAAGAGCGCGCUGGCCCAGCUGGCACAGGCCCUACUUGGCUCUGAGGAGCGCAAGGUGGAGAUCCUCUAUUACGCUAAGGAAGGGACCUGCAGACCCUGCCUGGUGGACGUCAUCCCUGUUAAAAACGAGGAAGGCAUCGUCAUCAUGUUCAUCCUCGACUUCCAGGAGCUGAUUGAUCGCUCACUGAAGAAAUCAGGCCUCAGGCAGAGAGUUGCCCAAGGGUGGAUUUACUGUCAGAAUCGCAGGUUGAAGAUGAGGCUGCCGGUGCUGCGGUCCAUGCGACGGCCUUCACUCUCCAAAGAUCAGUUUGAAGGAGUGGUCGUGGACUAUCUGCAGCCAAACAGCGAGGAAGUCCCCCUCAAAGAGUUUCGGAUACCAUCCAAAGAGAGCUGCAUGCAGUCUGAGACAGAAGCUCUCAUAGAACAGGACCUGGAGCCUCCCUCUCCCGCAGCCCAGCCUUCCACCAAGCAGCGCUCCCUUCUGACAACAGACCGGCUGGACCCGGGCAUCGCCUUCCCCAGGGGGUCCUUACCUCGGAGCUGUUCUCGGGACAGCGUCCGCAGCCUCCGGCGCGCCUCAUCGCUGGACGACAUUGAUGGCAUGCGGGCAGAGUGGAACAGUCGACCUGGAGACCCUCGAACCAACAGCAAUCUGAAGCCCAGCGCUCUGAACUCGACGUCGGACUCGGACCUGAUGAGACACAGGACCAUCAGCCGCAUCCCUCAGGUUACUCUCACCUUUGGCUCGGACCGGAUGAGACCUCCUUCCCCCACCGAGAUUGAAAUCAUUGCGCCCAGCAAGAUUAAAGACCGAACCCAGAACGUCACAGAGAAGGUCACUCAGGUCACGCAGGUGUUGUCCCUCGGUGCUGACGUGCUGCCAGAGUACAAGCUCCAGGCCCCACGCAUCCACAAGUGGACCAUCCUUCACUAUAGCCCCUUCAAAGCGGUAUGGGAUUGGGUCAUCCUGCUGCUGGUCAUCUACACCGCCAUCUUCACACCGUACUCAGCCGCCUUCCUUCUCAAUGAGGUGGAGGAACAGCGGAGGAGAACCUGCGGCUACACCUGCAACCCUCUCAAUGUGGUGGACCUGGUGGUGGACGUCAUGUUCAUCGUGGACAUCCUCAUCAACUUCAGGACCACCUACGUCAACCACAACGACGAGGUGGUCAGCCACCCGGGACGUAUCGCGCAGCACUACUUCAAGGGCUGGUUCCUCAUCGACAUUGUGGCUGCCAUCCCCUUCGAUUUGCUCAUAUUCCGCUCCGGGUCAGAGGAGCCUCAGACAACUACUCUGAUUGGAUUGCUGAAAACAGCCAGACUGCUGAGGUUGGUGCGCGUGGCCAGAAAGCUGGACCGUUACUCAGAGUAUGGAGCCGCCGUCCUUUUCCUCCUCAUGUGCACCUUUGCCCUCAUCGCUCAUUGGCUGGCCUGCAUCUGGUACGCCAUCGGCAACGUGGAGCGCACUGGCUCUGCACGCGUCGGAGGCAUGAAGAUCGGCUGGCUGGACAAUCUGGCCGACCAGAUCGGUAAACAGUACAACGACAGUGACGCAGAAUCUGGGCCCUCCAUCAAGGACAAAUACGUUACAGCCCUGUACUUCACCUUCAGCAGCCUGACCAGCGUGGGUUUUGGGAACGUUUCACCGAACACCAACCCGGAGAAGAUCUUCUCCAUCUGUGUCAUGCUCAUUGGCUCUCUGAUGUAUGCCAGCAUCUUUGGCAACGUGUCGGCCAUCAUUCAGAGACUGUACUCAGGCACGGCCCGUUACCACACCCAGAUGCUGCGGGUCAAGGAGUUCAUCCGCUUCCAUCAGAUCCCAGGAGGCCUGCGACAGAGGCUGGAGGAGUACUUCCAGCAUGCCUGGUCCUACACCAAUGGCAUCGACAUGAACGCUGUUUUAAAGGGUUUCCCUGAGUGUCUGCAGGCUGACAUCUGCCUCCAUCUGAACCGCAGCUUGCUGCAGAACUGCAAAGCCUUUCGAGGUGCCAACAAAGGCUGCCUGCGGGCUCUGGCCAUGCGAUUCAAGACCACCCACGCUCCGCCGGGCGACACUCUGGUCCACAGCGGCGACAUUCUCACCGCCGUCUACUUCAUUUCCAGGGGCUCUAUUGAGAUCCUCAGGGACGAUGUGGUGGUAGCCAUUCUAGGCAAGAACGACAUCUUUGGUGAGUCCAUCAGUCUGUACGGGAGGCCUGGUAAAUCCAGCGCUGACGUUAGGGCUUUGACCUACUGUGACCUUCACAAGAUCCUGAGAGAAGACCUGCUGGAAGUGCUGGACAUGUAUCCCGACUUCUCCGACAUGUUCUGGAACAACCUGGAGAUCACCUUCAACCUGAGAGAUGCAGAUAGAAUAAACCAGACAACCCCGGGCAGGGACUCUGAAUGUGGCUACCGGCGGACGAGGCAUCGGAGAAGCCCUCUGCGUCGACGUAACCGACCGGACGGUACGGACCGCGAAGACAGUUACCCCGAUCAGUCCUGUCCAAUGGCAAACCACCACCGGGGCACGAUGGCAGAGUCCCACUGGGAGGACCUCUGCAGCAGCCCCAGUAUCUGUUCACAGUCUAGUGACGAGGAGACGAAGCCCAUGGGACACAGCAAGGGGGAGCUGUACCUCCCUGGGGGUGACACCAGAGACUACCCCCCAGCAGUGGUCAACCUCCUGCCUCACAGUGGACCCUCAGCUGGGAUGGGACCACCUGUAGACCUCGGAGGACCGCCAUACUCAGCAGCUGCCCCCAUCAACAUGUCAGGUCUGUAUGGCUACUGGCCAGACCGCAGAGCGAGCCAGUUCUCAGAGAGUCAGAGACGAUCGUCCUCUGCGAGGGCCAGUUACCACCCUCCGCCCUGCGCUGAGGAUCGGCCCAGCGAGCUGGAGUCCAGACUGGAGCUGCUGCAGUCCCAGUUAAACCGGCUGGAGACCCGCAUGACGGCUGACAUCAACGUGAUCCUGCAGCUCCUCCAGAGGCAGAUGGCCCCGGUGCCUCCGGCCUACAGUGCUGUGUCCCCCAGCCCUCACCCGCCUCACCCCACCAGCCUGUACAGCACAGGAGCACCCACAAUCCACACGGUCCCUCCAAUCCAGCCGGUACAGAUCGACAGCACUGCCUCACUCCUGCAGAGUCCAGACUCUGACUUCAACCACAAAUCCAAGGACUCCCUAUCCAGCGGGAUCCAUCUCACCGUGGCCUCUGAUGACACCAUGUCCAUGUCGCCCGAGGCCGACCCCCCACACCUGCCUUCUGUGGACCUCGCCCCUCCUCAACUGUCCGAGGCCCAAGACCCUCCCGGACUGCUAUGUGGCAGCCAGCGCUUCCCCUCCCUCCCCGAGCACCUGGAGACCUCUACAGAGAUGCAGGAUAUCCAGAGGCAUGUUUCCGACCCUGUCCUGCCAGGCAGCUAGAACACCAACCACCAACACCACCUGAAGGCCUGGUCCUUUUUUGGAUGGGACAGCCGUGUACUCCCCACCACUCUGUUACUUCUUUCUCCCUCCGUUAUAACCUCGUCUGUCCAGUUCAGAUGCUGCUGUAGUGUGAGCGCGGGAUGCUUUGCCCUCCACGUCACCGAGGGCUCAGAGUGCCUCCGGUUUCUGAUGCACAGACUCCACGGCAACCUCACGGGCUGCCGUAGUCCCUCCAAGUCCCGAGGUCCUGUGCACUGAAGAGAUUACCCCGCCACCCGCCACCCAGCAGGGUGGGACAAAUGUGAAACACGAGCUGACAGUAAGCACACAAACAUGUCACACUGGAUCCAAAAGCUACACCGACCCGUCCCAGACCGAGAUUUCCUUCAAGACAGGUGAAAUGUCAAGGACUAUUAUUACCACUAUCUGCAUUCACUUUGUAUAAGAAUUGCACAGUUAGACUAGAAAAGUUGAAUCAUUUACUGGGAACUGAAUUUAUUUUCCUAAUAUUAAAGAUGCAUCGGUUAUGUUAAGAACAGCACAUGCAGUAAAUGUAAUAACUAUGAGUGAUAAAAGUUGGGGACGCUGUUGUUUGUUGAAUAAAUAUCAAGAGACAAACCACAGCUGUCUGGCACACUGUGAAGGAUGUCGGAGAAGCUUUCAUUUACUAUUUUAUGUUUGGACGUGAAUCAACACCAGCGUGUCAUUUGAUCACGAGAAAGUUAACGCACACGCAGUCAAGCGGAGCACAAAAACUUGCUGCUUCCUCGUAGCUCGUCCGGUUUUGCUGUGAUCACGGCUGCUUUGCUUGGUUUCCCGUCUCUCCGUGUCUCUAACACGUGUCAGUGGCUUCGUAAUGUGACCUGAGGAUUUGUUCUCCUGGUCGUGUUGAUUCACCGAGGACAGAGCGCGAUGCUUAAGGCCGGUGAAGGUAAAAACCCCAGCAGAGUGAAGUGGGUGGAAGCUGUCAGUCACGUACAGGUACAGAGACGUCACCUCAAGGCGUCCUUUGUUGAGAUGACUUCACAGUUCCAACCGCGAGGUGAAUGUAAUGGCUUUUUAAGCAUUUAUAAUUAUGUAUAAUGUUUCUUGAAGCACGGGUUCCUGUUAUUUAUCUUUUUUUUAGAUUAUUACACUGGAGUCCUAAAGGCUUUUGUGUGCACUGACUGACUCUUAGUGAGUAUUUAGUGAUGGACAUGCAGAGUCGAAGCAGUCCCUAUAGGACUGGACUCUGAAGGUCAAGUAACUGAAAAACAUUUACUUGGUUGCUGUAUGAAAAUAAAACAUGGUUGUACAUUUUAC
Molecule: messenger RNA, 5553 nt
Organism: Scatophagus argus
Lineage: Eukaryota; Metazoa; Chordata; Actinopteri; Scatophagidae
Gene: kcnh6a
Product: potassium voltage-gated channel, subfamily H (eag-related), member 6a
Exons: 16
Coding region: 619-4248 (1209 amino acids)
Biological process (GO): regulation of ventricular cardiac muscle cell membrane repolarization; potassium ion transmembrane transport; membrane repolarization during action potential
Cellular component (GO): membrane
Molecular function (GO): inward rectifier potassium channel activity
Source: RefSeq, a predicted model, not a curated record